Messenger RNA from Radiomyces spectabilis, 462 nucleotides. RefSeq lists its product as uncharacterized. The transcript is spliced from 6 exons. Gene Ontology annotation, biological process: positive regulation of helicase activity; mitochondrial DNA replication. Bases 46 to 462 code for a protein of 138 amino acids. The record is from RefSeq and is a predicted model, not a curated record. Lineage: Eukaryota; Fungi; Mucoromycota; Mucoromycetes; Mucorales; Radiomycetaceae. Gene Ontology annotation, molecular function: single-stranded DNA binding. Gene Ontology annotation, cellular component: mitochondrial nucleoid.
CCUGCUUCAUUCCUGAAUCUCUUAUUCAUCGUCAAAAAAAAAACCAUGUUUAUCCGUCCUACUGCAUCGGCAUCAAAAUUCGUUAGAUGCUUUUCGGCUUCUGCCACUCGCGCCAACUUGAACAAGGUCCAGCUUAUUGGUCGCGUCGGUGCUGAUCCUACCGUGACUGAGGUCGGCGACCUCCGUGUCGUUAACUAUACUGUCGCUACAUCAGAAGUUCGACCUGAUAAUGAAGGCAACCUUAUCAAAAAGACCCAGUGGCAUCGCAUCAGUUCGUGGAAGUCGGCUGAUUGGUUGCCUAACAAGGUUAAGAAGGGUGAUCUUGUGUAUGUGGAAGGUCAAUUGAGAUACAAAGAAUUCACUGACAAGGAAGGUGUCAAUCGCGUCAAGGCUGAAAUCUCCCAAUCUUCCUUCCGAUUACUGGCCACUUCAGGCAAUAAUGAAGAAGUCAGCGAAGAAUAA